CGACCGUUUUUCGAAACUUUGAAAGGGAAAAAUACGCGCUAGCUCGAUGGAAAUAACACGAAGACACAGCUUUCGCUGCGAUCGUUCGAAUGGUGCCCAAAACAAUCAAAAAUGAUUGCGUUUAGCGCGAUCUAAGUGCGCCCGAAAGUGUCGUCGAAAACAGCGAAGAAGCCUCGGCCAGUCCAUGGCGCCUCGACGCGGCCGCUACUGGGGCCGCGUACUCGUCCUCCCUCCCCAGCCCGCAAACUUGUCUGCGCAAGCGCACAAGCAGUCUCUUCUCGCUAGCUUACCCUUGCCUUCUUUUCUCUUCCUUUCUUCUCCGCUACGAGGCCAACAAUGCGAUGUUGCCACCUUGUUUCAACUCAUUUUUCCGUCACCAUAAUCUUUACAAUUAAAUUAAUUAGUAAAAAUAAAACUCAUUUUUACUGCUUCCCAUGGUUAUUGAUAACUUCUUAUUGACGUUCAAACUGUUAGACACUAUGUCUCCGUCGGAUAAUUAUGACCAUCAUCUCGACGAGCAAAAUGGGUUGUGGAUAUGGCAUUGGCGUUGGAGGCAGUAUCCUUACUCGAGAAGACAGCUGUUACCAAAGAAGCUCUCGAGACUACACGACUGGGGAGGCUGGUGAAUGAGAUGAGGAAGAAGACCAAAAAUGACAGUUUGGCACGGAGAGCCAAAGACCUGGUCAGGCGAUGGCGAGAUAUGGUAUCAAAACCAACAGAGAAUGGUACAGGAGGAACUGGUCAAGGACCUGGCAUGCAAGGUGCUUCCUUAGUGAACCAUUUGCGUGUAGCAGGCGUGAAAAAUUCAGUUUCGAGUCCGGCUUUGUGUGAGAUGGGCCGAACGGCUAGUCCAGCUCUUCCGAGGCCAAUUCACAACCUCGCAAUCUCACCCACCAGUCCGGCAUUUCGCGGCGUUACCCUCAGCCCAGCAUUGCAGCGAAAGUCCACUCAGUCAUCGGGUGGUUUGCAGCUUCAGCAACAACGUGUCAUCAGCCCCAGCAACUCUGUGGCCUCCAACGCCAGUACCAGUCCCGGUUUGAGCUUUUCCCUCUCUCAAACACACUCCAACUCGUCAAGACCAUCUACCCCUUCCUCCCUGGUGGUCAAGUCAAAAGCGAUCAGUCCUGGUCCUGGCCGACCGAUGAUCGAAUCUUCAGAGUUCCCAUCUAAAACUAAUCAUCACCGAGGGUUAAAGCGAACGAGAGACAACGAUGAAGAGACGAUGACCGGCUUCGAGCUGUCAGGAAAGCGAUCAAGAGGCAGUAAUGGGGUAGAUUGGCCUUGGGUCGAUGAGUGCAGUCGGGACAGUAACCUAAGCUGGUCUGGUGACUCGCUGCGGAUGACAAACCACAGCGCCUUAGGUGGUGGAGAGGAUCGCUCUGUUUCUUCCUCGUCAAAAGCGUCCAGGCCUCCCCGUGCAAGAAGCAAGAUAGAUACAAAUGUCAAACCCGAACCACCUAGUGAUGUACUCAGAGAAAAAUUCGCCUCAAUCGCUAGGGUGUCUAAGGUUAAAACAACGCAGGAGCUGCUAGAAGAUUUGGCACGUCGAAGUGGCUCACCGAAUUUAGUAGUUAAAUCUGAAGUUCAGUCUGUGCAUCAGCAACAACCUGGAGCCAUACCGGCUUCAAGUGAAGCCCGGCAGUGGCCCGACGCCAAACAGGAGCUCUUAGAUAAAUUUUUCCGGUCACAUUCGACUGAUCGUCGUAACGAUGACAGCACCAUCACGAGUAGCAUCGUUAACAAGACCAAAGCUACCUCCGCCAUUAGCGAUCCAGUGGCGGAAAUUUAUGCUCGCCUACCUCCACUCGAUCCUUCAGUUGUCGCUUCCAUGUGGAAAGAAGAAAUCGCUGAACAAGAAACGGAGGAAAGGGAUUCCACCACAUCCAAGCGUCCAGUGACUGAUGAGGACGUCGAACUUCUGCACAACGGGCAAGUGGAUGGCGUGAAUGGCACGCAUGACAAAAUCGGCGAAUUCCACAGUUGGCACGAAACUCUUACGGUCGCCUCCUACCAUGGAGAUCCUCUCCAUUUAUUGCCUUACGUCGUGAUCGAGUGAUUCCUCCCCCUAUACUGUUCGAUCCGAGGCUUGUGAAGUAACCCAACUGUACAAAGUGUAAUUUUUCUUUCUCUCUCUCCUCCUUCUCUUCCUCCCCAAAGAUUGUAGAAACGACUUGGGCGCCGAUUGAUCGCACAUUUCUUGUUUGCUGAUAUAUAAAAAAGAGUAACUAAAACGAACGGCAGGCCACCACCGCACAUUCAAAGGAGAAAAAUUUGACAAGGUCCAAGCUGUAGCUGAUAUUGGAUAAUCGUAAAUAUCAUUGCGAUUGUCGUCAGCUUCGCUUUUUUCUAUUGGGUUACGGCGUACAUCAUUUAAGCUGACACCCUCCGGAGGCCUUGCGUCUGUGAUUUUCUUUUCCCCUUUGACGGUGCGUUGUGCGGAUGUUGACGAAACUGAACGUGACGGAGAGGAAAAAGAGGAGGUUAAACGCCGUAGAAGUCCCGCCGCCUCUACAGUAAAACACAAAUGCCACAAAAAAAUCAUUAUAUUAAUCCAAGACGUUUUC
Molecule: messenger RNA, 2564 nt
Organism: Daphnia carinata
Lineage: Eukaryota; Metazoa; Arthropoda; Branchiopoda; Diplostraca; Daphniidae
Product: mediator of RNA polymerase II transcription subunit 26-like
Exons: 7
Coding region: 536-2056 (506 amino acids)
Biological process (GO): positive regulation of gene expression; regulation of transcription by RNA polymerase II
Cellular component (GO): nucleus; mediator complex; core mediator complex
Molecular function (GO): transcription coregulator activity
Source: RefSeq, a predicted model, not a curated record